CCCCCCUAGGCUACUCGUUGAGCCUCGGCCUGGACUAUACGCAGACCGUUUGUGUGCAGGAAGAGGCAUCAUGCUCCAGACCGUGUUUUCUUGGGCCCUGCCCAGACUGAGUCGACUGUCGGUGUGUCACUACUCUGCUGCCGCCAUCCCAGCACCCAGCACCCAGCCCGAGGUCCACUACAACAAGCUGUUCAUCAACAACCAGUGGCAGGAUGCAACGAGCGGGAAAACCUUCCCUACCAUCAACCCAGCAACCGGGGAGGUUAUCUGUCAAGUUGCAGAGGCUGAUGAGGCAGAUGUAGACAAGGCGGUCAAAGCAGCACGUAACGCCUUCAGGUUGGGGUCACCAUGGCGACGGAUGGAUGCCUCUCAUCGCGGCCUGCUACUCACCCGACUGGCUGAUGCCAUUGAGAGGGAUUCUGCAUACCUCGCUGAGCUGGAGACCCUGGACAACGGGAAGCCUUACGCUGUUUCCUACACCGUGGAUCUGCCCAACGUGGUCAAAUGUCUCAGGUACUACGCUGGCUGGGCUGACAAAUGGGAGGGAAAGACCAUCCCCAUCGAUGGAGAUUACUUCUGCUACACUAGACAUGAACCCAUCGGAGUGUGUGGACAGAUCAUACCGUGGAACUUCCCUCUGCUGAUGCAGGCCUGGAAACUGGGCCCAGCUCUGGCGACAGGUAACACAGUGGUGAUGAAGGUUGCAGAGCAGACUCCGCUCACAGCUCUCUACGUGGCCAGUCUCAUUAAAGAGGUGGGCUUCCCUGAAGGGGUUGUGAACAUCCUGCCUGGCAUGGGGCCGUCAGCUGGCGCUGCCAUUGCAAAGAACAUGGACGUUGACAAGGUGGCCUUCACUGGCUCUACAGAGGUGGGUCAUCUAAUCCAGCAGGCGUCAGGCGGCAGUAACCUGAAGAAGGUCACUCUGGAGCUGGGAGGGAAGAGCCCUAACAUCAUCCUGUCUGACGCCAACAUGGAAGACGCAGUGGAACAGUCGCACUUCGCUCUGUUCUUCAACCAGGGUCAGUGCUGCUGCGCCGGCUCUCGGACCUACGUCCAGGCUGACAUCUACGAUGAGUUUGUGGAGCGGAGCGUGGAGCGAGCUAAGAGACGAGUGGUGGGAAACCCCUUUGACUUAAAGACCGAGCAGGGACCGCAGGUGGACCAGGAGCAGUUCAACAAGAUUCUGGGCUACAUCAGCAGCGGGAAGAGAGAGGGAGCCAAGCUGAUGUGUGGAGGAGGAGUGGCUGCAGACAGAGGAUACUUCAUCCAGCCCACUGUGUUCGGAGACGUCCAGGACGACAUGACCAUCGCCAGGGAGGAGAUCUUUGGUCCAGUGAUGCAGAUCCUGAAGUUUAAAAAUCUGGAGGAGGUGGUGACGCGAGCCAAUGACACUAAAUAUGGUCUAGCAGCCGCUGUGUUCACUAAGGACAUCGAUAAAGCCCACUACGUCUCCAAUGGGCUGCGUGCCGGCACAGUCUGGAUUAACUGUUAUGACGUGUUUGGGGCCCAGGCUCCGUUUGGAGGUUACAAGGCCUCAGGUAACGGCAGAGAGCUGGGAGAGUACGGUCUAGACAACUACACAGAAGUCAAGACGGUGACCAUCAAGGUGCCACAGAAGAACUCUUAGACGUGUGCAGCUGUGAACAGGAGACAGGAAACAGCUGAGAAGAGAUGUCAGACUGAGAGUGAAUCUGCUUUAUGUCACAUGCUCAUAACAAACCUGCUGAAGCAGGAAGAAUCCCAGUGAGCUCUGUGGUUAAUGCACAGACUUUAAAUUUACAUCCUGACUAAAUCAAAAUAGUGAAUAAAAACUACUGAGUGUAGAAAGCUCUGCUCUUCAGGCCUGAAAUUCUCCACCUGAUUUAAAGUAAUCAUAAAACUAUACAGUCACAGUCUUUGUUUGUAAUAUGUGGGCUCAGAGAUUUCUUAUUUUUCAGAAUAAAAGCAUCUGAGGCA
Seriola aureovittata is the source of this 1956-nucleotide messenger RNA. RefSeq names its product aldehyde dehydrogenase, mitochondrial-like. The record is from RefSeq and is a predicted model, not a curated record. Bases 71 to 1627 code for a protein of 518 amino acids. The transcript is spliced from 13 exons. Gene Ontology annotation, molecular function: aldehyde dehydrogenase (NAD+) activity. Lineage: Eukaryota; Metazoa; Chordata; Actinopteri; Carangiformes; Carangidae.